Lolium perenne is the source of this 786-nucleotide messenger RNA. RefSeq names its product putative F-box protein PP2-B12. Lineage: Eukaryota; Viridiplantae; Streptophyta; Magnoliopsida; Poales; Poaceae. The record is from RefSeq and is a predicted model, not a curated record. Gene Ontology annotation, molecular function: protein binding.
AUGACCACACCAGCCGACGCCUGCCGCGCCGCCGCGGUGUGCACCGCCUUCCGGUCUGUGGCGGAUUCCGACACUGUAUGGGAGAAGUUCCUACCAUCGGACUGCGACGCCAUCCUCGAGCGGGCUGUCCAUCUUGUGGAUUUCUCCUCCAAGAAAGAGCUAUUCUUGGACCUCGCCCAAGAACACAUCCUCCUCGAUGAUGGCAAAAUGAGUUUUGGGCUCCAGCGAAGCUAUGGCGCAAAAUGCUACAUGAUGUCUGGAAGCCAACUACUGGAUAUCGCUUGGAUCUGUGAAAAUAUUUACUGGACAAAGAGGUCGGACCCGGAUUCAAGGUUCUCCAAGGUGGCAGAGCUUCUGUCAGUCUGCUGGUUUUGCAUCAACGGCAGCAUCAACAGCAGGGAGCUCUCUCCCAGCACCCACUACGCUGGCUACCUUGUCUUCAAGCUCACCCAGGACGCCUCCGGCCUCAGCUCCCCACGCCAGAUAUCGUUCGUCGAGGUAGGCAGGCAGCUGGUGGGGAGUGCCUGCACAGUGUCUCUCCAUCCUUGCAAGCAUGCUUCCUGCAGCCUCAGUGAUGGUGGUGAAACGUCGGAGCCGCACGAGCACAAGGAGGAAGGGGGCGUCAUGGUCAGGUACCCGCGGCAUAGGGUCGACGAUUGGCUGGAGCUAGAGAUGGGCGACUUCCACACAGACACAAGUUAUGAUGCUGAGGAUGUUAAAAUGGAACAACACGAGUUUGAGGAGCUGGAGUGGAAAAGGGGGCUCAUAAUUGAAGGCAUUGAAUAA